Molecule: messenger RNA, 15461 nt
Organism: Falco peregrinus (peregrine falcon)
Lineage: Eukaryota; Metazoa; Chordata; Aves; Falconiformes; Falconidae
Product: ephrin type-B receptor 5
Exons: 17
Coding region: 427-3429 (1000 amino acids)
Biological process (GO): axon guidance; protein phosphorylation; cell surface receptor protein tyrosine kinase signaling pathway
Cellular component (GO): plasma membrane; neuron projection
Molecular function (GO): ATP binding; protein binding; transmembrane-ephrin receptor activity
Source: RefSeq, a predicted model, not a curated record
UCCGGUGCCGCGGCCGCGGGCAGCAGCACACACCUCCCGUGCCGCUAGGGCCGGGCUGAUGCCGGCUGGCCGCCGGGAUGAAGCUGGGGGGACGCAGAAACGGGCCUGCCGCCAGCACAGGAAGGAGCUUCCGGACAGGGGUGGUCCUGGGCUCCGCGGCAGGCGGCCUGCUGCGGCCGGGGUGCGCAGCAGCAGGGGCAGAUCCGCUAUGUGGUCCCGGCCCGUGUCCCGCAACAAGCGCCCGGCAGACGGCAGCGCCCCCCCAUGCGCUUUGCCGAUGCUCACGGGUUCGCAUGAGUUUCGUCUCCAUUUAAAGGCCUCUGUGCUUUCAUUUGGGAAGAUACUAGAAUACUCCAAGAAAUCUCUGACCAUUUCAAGGGAGUGCUGUGUAUUUUUCGAAGAUGUUGGUAUCUACAGAGAGUCUUCAUGAGUUCUGAUGCUGGCAUCCGUGGAAGAAGAGUGGUGGGAAUGGGUUGGCUCUGGAUGGUCUGCUUCUUUCAUCUAGCCACCUCACUAGAAGAAAUACUUCUGGAUACAACUGGAGAGACCUCAGAGAUUGGCUGGACCACCCACCCAUCUGAUGGGUGGGAUGAGGUAAGUGUCCUGGAUGACAAGAAGCGCCUGAUCCGAACCUUUGAAGUCUGUAACGUGGCUGAACCAGGUCAGAAUAACUGGUUGCGUACUCACUUCAUAGAGCGACGCGGAGCCCACCGAGCCCAUGUCCGCCUCCGUUUCUCAGUGAGAGACUGUGCCAGCAUGCGCACCGUGGCCUCUUCUUGCAAGGAGACUUUCACACUCUACUACCACCAGUCAGAGGCUGACGUAGCCUCUCAGGAACUGCCAGAGUGGCAUGAGGGCCCCUGGACCAAAGUGGAUACUAUUGCAGCUGAUGAAAGCUUUUCCCAGGUAGACAGCACUGGGAAGGUGGUAAAGAUGAAUGUUAAAGUACGUAGUUUUGGGCCACUCACCAAGCGUGGCUUCUACCUGGCCUUCCAGGACUCGGGAGCCUGCAUGUCUCUGGUGGCAGUCCAAGUCUUCUUCUACAAGUGCCCAGCUGUGGUAAAAGGAUUUGCCUCCUUCCCUGAAACUUUUGCUGGAGGGGAGAGGACCUCGCUGGUGGAGACACCAGGGAUGUGUGUGCCAAAUGCUGAAGAAACAAGCACGACUGGGUUCUCAGGUGUUCGGCUACACUGCAAUGGAGAAGGAGAGUGGAUGGUGGCCAUUGGAAGAUGCACCUGCAAAGCUGGUUACCAGCCUGCUGAUGAUGAACGAGCCUGCCAAGCCUGUCCCCUUGGUUUCUUUAAAAUAUCUGUGGGAGAUGACCCCUGCCAUCCGUGCCCUCCGCACAGCCACACUCUGCUGCCAGGUUCCCGUGAGUGUGUGUGUCAGAACCGCUACUACCGAUCUGCCUCGGACAAUUCUGAUGCUCCUUGCACUGGCAUCCCCUCUGCUCCUCGCGACCUUAGCUAUGAAAUCGUGGGCUCCACCGUGCUCCUGACCUGGCGCCUCCCCAGGGACCUGGGUGGCCGCAAGGACGUUUUCUUCAACGUUGUCUGCAAGGUGUGCCCGGCCGGGUCCUCGGGGCCCUGCGUGCGCUGUGGGGACAGCGUGCAGUUCGAGCCACGCCAGGUGGGCCUGACAGAGAGUCGUGUGCAAGUCUCCAACCUCUUGGCCCGUGUGCAGUACACCUUUGAGAUCCAAGCUGUCAACUUGGUGACAGAGUUGAGUUCAGAAGCACCCCACUAUGCCACCAUCAACGUUAGCACCAGCCAGUCAGUCCCCUCUGCCGUCCCCAUGAUGCAUCAGGUGAGUCGCACUACCAACAGUAUCACGCUGUCAUGGCCUCAGCCAGACCAGCCCAAUGGGAUCAUCCUGGAUUACCAGCUGCGCUACUUUGACAAGGCAGAAGAUGAGGAUAAUUCAUUCACCUUGACUAGUGAAACCAACAUGGCCACCAUAUCAAACCUGAGCCCAGGCAAGAUCUAUGCCUUCCAAGUACGAGCUAGAACAGCAGUGGGCUAUGGCCCGUACAGUGGAAAGAUGUAUUUCCAGACCUUAAUGGGAGGGGAGCGCUCGGAGAUGGUACAAGACCGACUGCCACUUAUCGUGGGCUCAGCGCUUGGUGGUCUAGCCUUCUUGGUAAUUGCUGCCAUUGCCAUCCUUGCCAUCAUCUUCAAGAGUAAAAGGCGAGAGACUCCAUACACAGACCGCCUGCAGCAGUAUAUCGGUGCACGAGGACUUGGAGUGAAGUAUUACAUUGAUCCUUCAACCUAUGAAGAUCCCAAUGAAGCUAUUAGAGAAUUUGCCAAGGAAAUUGAUGUGUCCUUCAUCAAGAUUGAGGAGGUCAUUGGAUCAGGAGAGUUUGGAGAGGUGUGCUUUGGGCACCUAAAACACCCAGGGAAGCGAGAAUACACAGUAGCUAUUAAGACCCUGAAGUCAGGUUACACAGAUGAACAGCGGCGGGAGUUCCUGAGCGAGGCCAGCAUCAUGGGGCAAUUUGAGCAUCCCAAUGUCAUCCAUCUGGAGGGUGUGGUCACCAAGAGCCGGCCAGUCAUGAUUGUCACAGAGUUCAUGGAGAACGGAUCACUGGAUUCCUUCCUCAGGCAGAAGGAGGGACAGUUCAGUGUGUUACAGCUGGUGGGAAUGCUACGGGGGAUUGCAGCUGGCAUGCGCUACCUUUCAGACAUGAACUAUGUGCAUCGUGACCUGGCAGCACGUAACAUCCUAGUCAACGGUAACCUUGUAUGCAAGGUGUCAGACUUUGGUUUGUCCCGCUUUCUGGAGGAUGAUGCUUCAAAUCCCACCUACACUGGAGCUCUGGGCUGCAAAAUCCCUGUCCGCUGGACUGCCCCUGAAGCCGUCCAGUAUCGCAAGUUCACCUCCUCCAGUGACGUAUGGAGCUAUGGCAUUGUCAUGUGGGAAGUGAUGUCCUAUGGUGAGAGGCCUUACUGGGACAUGUCCAAUCAGGAUGUCAUUAAUGCCAUUGACCAGGACUAUCGCCUGCCACCACCCCCAGACUGCCCGACUGUUUUGCACCUGCUAAUGCUUGACUGCUGGCAGAAGGAACGGGUCCAGAGACCCAAAUUUGAGCAGAUAGUCAGUGCCCUUGAUAAAAUGAUCCGUAAGCCAUCUGCCCUUAAAGCCACUGGCACUGGGAGUAGCAGACCAUCUCAGCCUCUCCUGAGCAACUGUCCUCCAGAUUUCCCUUCACUCAGCAAUGCCCAUGAGUGGUUGGACGCUAUCAAGAUGGGCCGUUACAAGGAGAAUUUUGACCAGGCUGGUCUGAUUACAUUUGAUGUCAUAUCACGCAUGACUCUGGAAGAUAUCCAGCGUAUUGGCAUCACACUUGUUGGUCACCAGAAAAAGAUUCUGAACAGCAUCCAGCUCAUGCGAGUCCAUUUGAAUCAGCUUGAACCAGUUGAAGUGUGAUGUUUACACCAUCUUUAUUCCACUAGUCCCAAACUCUGGAAAGUUUCUGGGGGAAUUCAGAGGGAUUUUCACUGUAAGAAAAAGAGAUUUCAGUAUGCUACUUGAAGACUUUAUGCACCUUGAGAGUGCACACUACAUCUGUUCCAUGAACAAGCACGAAGCCUUGCCAUGAUUUGAAAGCAGAGCUAAAUAACUGAUGGCAUUUAAAUGUGGCUGAUGUCAUAUGUUGGGAAUGGGCUGUGGGAGGGAAGGUUCGAAUAGGAGGUGGAAUAAUAACUUGGACAGAUCACAAGCACCUGAUGCCUCUUCUCUGCCAAAAGAAGGCAUCAAACAACUUCACAAAGCCCUCAGCAGGCUUUAUUUGUGGCUGGGAGCCCAGCAAAGCUACAAAGACAUAAUAAAGGCAACAAAAAAAUUACCAUUUUUUUUUCCCGAAAGAAUGCCAUCAUGGUGUGAGAGAUUAUUGCUCAGAUGGAGAUGAGCAUCAGGCUAUCAAUUGGUAUGCCAGCUUGGUCUGGAACUCAAGUUCCAGUUAGUGCACAAUAUGUGAUAAGCAGGAAGACAUGCCACCUGGUGAAGAGGCUGAGAGUAAAGGGCUCAAAAAUUCUGUGUAUUUCAUGUGCAAUUCUUGGGUCUGCUCUGUGAUCCAGGAGGGAAACUUACUAAUCCUUUCUGUUGACACAAGGAACAGCAAGCCCUUGGUGCUAUGCAACUCUAUGGGACUGCAACAGAAUGGAAUGAUAAGGAUUCCUAGAAUCCAUCCUACUGGAUCUGCAAAUGGAGAGGUAAACAAAUAGGUUCUAGUCCUCACAAGCCCUUUCUUGAGAGGAAAGGCAUAAGUUGUGAUAUUCUGAAAUCCUGAGCACCCAGAAUUUGGGUUUUGUUCUCUUCUGACCCCCUUACAUACAUCGAAGAGUAUGACAAAAAAAUCUGAAGCCCCUUGCUUUUGAAAAAUACUUGCUCUUUUUCUCACCCUAGCCAGCUACAUCCGUGGGCACAGCUGGUCAAAUAUUGUUUCUGAAGAGAAUGCAGACCUGCAGUAGUCACCUCCAAAUAAACAAUUUUAACAAAGGAGGUGAAACUCUUUCACAAGCUCUUGUCAGGACUGAUCAGGCAGGGUACCAGUCCCACAAGCUGCUUCAGCCCUUACAAAAGGAGUAACAAUGUCCAUGGGAUCAACUGCAUUGUCUGGUAGAGGUGCAUGAGGAUGACCAGAAUGACAGAAUUUAUGUCUCACUUCAGACAGUCUCGUUCGUACCUGCUGAAGGAAAGAUUGCUCUGAGGCAGAGCAGUGCUUCAGGACUGUUAUCUAUCCCUAUGCACAAGUGUGAAAACAUGAAGCUGAGCUUGAGAGGAAAACUCAUAAACUAUAUACUUGUCUACCUCACCAACACAUAGGAAGGGAAGUGGAAACGGCAUUGUUCAGCAUCUCCUCAAUGAAGGCAUUACAUGAAAAGAGACCUGCUUUGUGUCUAGAGAGGAAAUAACCCGAGCUGUUCCAAUCUGUGCCCAUCUGUUGGCUCACUGUGAACUAGCCAUGAACUUACUGUUUUUCUCCAGCUGUCAAGGUUAGAAUAGCACAACUUCUGCAGAUACUACUCCUGUACGGAUUUAAGGAUCCUCCCCGUCAACCCAGCAACUGAAGACUGAGAAGCCACACUUAAUAGUUAAAGAGUCCCAUAAUAUGAUAGGUGCUCCAGAAUAGUUGCACUAGAAUAGCCAGCACUGUUCAGACUCUUUGUUACACCAUUAGAGCAAUAUCAUUGUUAAUUUUUUUAUUUGAAGGAGAAUAAAAGUGCUUUUUUUCAAGAUUAAAAAAAAAAAAAAAAGUGCCAGUGCAAAACCAAUACAAGGAACUGCUAAUAAAACAUUCAGAGCAGUACAAAGAGAGUGUGAAGAAUAAAAGCACACCACAUCAGACUAGUGUGAGUCCAGCUCCAGAAAAUUUGAGGGUAUUGCUUUUUGAAGGGUUUCUACAAACUUGUAAUACUCAAAAAUCCAGUUACAUGUGUACUCCACCUAACAGCAACUGAGCCUGAACAAGUGUCCUCUUCAGAAAGCAUGUUGAGGGGAAUCUGUGGUCUCUAGCACCUUUCAUAUGCAUUCACCAGAGGACAGCAACGCAUGUAUGUGUAGCUGUACAUGAGUGUAUUCUAGAAGUUGUGCAGGCCAUCUGGGGAAACAUAGCAAGCUGUUUUCUGUGCCUUGGGUGGUCAAAAUUAGUGGAGAAAUGACCUAUUUCAAAUCCCAUAGCCUCUUUUCAGGCUAGCGGAAACUUGCAUGCAGCAAAUACAUUCUCUGCCUUCAUGCAAUGGGAGACAAAAUGGGAGCCUUGUCUGAAUCUCACAAAAAUGACCAUGAUGUUUAAUAACUCCUUACAGGGAGCUGCAGUGAAGUGGACUGCUUGGUGGUAGUUCAGGCAGUAGGACAUUUGCUUUUGCAUGUGAAGUCUACAGCAAAGUUGUUUUUACAGUCAAAGGGAUUUACUCACUAUACCAAAGCAGGCAAGUAGUGACAGGACAUCAUAGAUCUCUUCUUCCUCCUGUUCUAAGGCAAGGUGAAAUGUCCCAAGGAUAAUGCCAAGGGGUCAAGUGUCAAGAUGUCCUGGCUAUGGCUAGAAUCUCACAAGGACAGGCUUGGGGUCACAGACAGGAGUGAAAAAGGAUACCUGUUUUCUCUAAGACAUGUCUCCAUUCUCUUUAUUGCUAGGGUGUUCCUUAUUUUCAGAGUACUUCUUCCCUAGUUUGGGAUGCAAAGGCUCUCAUGUUGCAAUGCAUUUUGUGUUAUUUGCCAUCACGUUGGCCCUCAAGUCUGCAAGCACGGAGGAAAGGCAGUCAUGGCAGAAGCAUUAGAAAUAUCCUGAUCUCACUUUUCUCAACCAUGUGAAAGCAGAAAUCCUACAUUCUGUUUCCAUAGAUGCCAUCUGGGAUGUCCUGCCAUAUAUGAGCACCCUCAACAGGUGGGGAUUAGAAUCGGGAAGGAAAGUAGGGCUCACCUAGACACCUGAUAUCUGUUCUUCACCAGAGGAGUGAGAAACAAUGCAAAAAACUUUUACAGAGCCAUAUUCUUUUCCAGAGAAGCAAUGGGAGAUUAACAAGUUAUUGCCCACAUGUACUCCUUAUGAUACUUAAAAUAUGCAGUGUGUAAGAAGACUGAGUAAAUGAAAUGCACAGGUAUCAAUGCGUAGCCCUUCAUGAGGGCAUUAGCCAUUUGUAUGAAAACUCAGAAGUCAUACCUACAGUUGGAAAGAAUCUAUUGCAAAGACUUCUGCUUGAACAUAGCUUUUCACUAUCUAGAAACAGGUAGAAACUCCACCUUAAGGCAAGUUGGUUAUGUAGUUAUUCCUGAUUAUGUUCCCUCCCCCUGCCUUUUUGGUGUCUGUUGCUGGACAGUCUCCAGACAGACAAUUGGGUCUGCACCGGUAAGUCAGCUAAUGUAUCGUGCUGCCAAAGAGCACGUCAGGCAAGCACUUUCCCACUUACGCUGCUUCAGCAGCCAAGUGGAAUUCUCAGUCAGGAGCUACAUACGUGUCUGUGCACCCCCUGCCUCACUAAGCCAUGGCAUGUUUAUGUCAAAAGCAGACCCUGCUCACCCUAGGUGCAAAGACAAGCACAUAAGCUAAGACAUUUGCAUCCAUGCCUAAAAUGAUGUUGAGGCAAGGCUGAAAGACUUACACAGUGAUUUCUGUUUGGCACCCAAGUAUCCUCAGUGGAUGUGCCGAUGAUAUGUAUUGCAGUCCUUAUUUUUGGGAGGUUUUGUUUUGGGUUUUUUUUGUUUUGUUUUGGGUUUUGUUUGUUUGUUUUUUUAAAAUUCAAGGAUGUAAUAUCAGUGAGUACUUUGACAACAUUAUAUUAGGGGUAGUUGAGGGAGUACAAGCUGCUUAAUGCUACUAAAGGAGAGCUGAAAGAGUCAGUCUGUUUAGUACAAAGGUAUUCAGUACCUGGGACUAUCUAGAAAGAAAGAAGCUGCUGUAGCUUCCUUAGUCCCAGACAAUUCACCUGUUGUGAAUAAAACCUCUGGGUGCGGUGGGAAAUGAUGAGCAACACCAAGGAACUUACCUUUAAUAAGCAAAUAUGGUAGAGCUGCCCCCAUCACUGGGUCUUUGGUCAGGGAUUCCAGCCAACAAAUCUGCUGUGGGACUAGUCUGAGCAGAGUUAACCAGCCUGAAUCCAUCCUGCCUUUGGCAUACUUUCUCAGCAGUCAACUACACAGUCAUUAUGCAUCCAAGAUGCAGCUAAGCAGUAAGUUUGAGUUCAGGACAAAACCAAUUCUUUCUCUUCCCUGAAACCAGGUAAUGCUAGAGGGGACAAUGCAGUGAGCUGUUCACAUGUUCCAUGCGAGCAACUAUUCAUUAGUAUUGAGCAUCCUAAGGACUGUAGAUCACACGUAAUUUUGAAUGUCUGGAUAUCAUUAAAAGACAGCAUGGAAAAGCAAAACUCAUGUCCUGCUCAAAAGCUAGUCUAAUCUUUCCCUUUUCAAAUCUAUAUAGAAAAAAUGGCACCUCUCUCAGAACUUACAUUUUGUUGUAGCAUUCGAGAUAGUCAUGCUCUGUGCAUGAAACUGUUCCACUCCUGUGUUACUGAAAGGGCUACACUGAGCUCAUGAGAGAUCAAUGUCCUCUAGAGCUUGUCCUUUUGUAACUGACCUGAUCAAAGAGGAGUUACUCCCCCUGGGUUCUGCUACCGGAAACACCGAAGAGAAGGCUUAACUGCCCUCAAAGAGCCUUGUGGCUUAUAUAUUUUAUCUCUAUUUUCUGAGUGAUAAGAAAACUCUUUUCCUGAAAUAGUCUCAGUUGAAACAUGCAGAUUCAUUACAACAUACCAAGAUUUCUUUCUAUUUUCUUCCAUGACCUUUGUUUGCUUGAAUGAACAGAGAUAUGUGGUCUUUUUAGUCAACUGCUGUAAGAGCAAGUCACAAGAAUGAGAACAGUGGGUUGGCAUCUUGGCACCUAUGCCUCAACUAGUAGAGUUCGGUCUGUUAUUUAUGUCUCUUUUAUGAGACCAAGCGUGCUUAGCCAACAUUGAUAAAGCUGUUUGCUUCUGAAAACUAAUCCCUUAAAUUCAGGCCAUGUUAAGUAAGGUUGGAUUUGUUCUACUUUACAGUGGCACUAGAAAUUAUACACACUGCUGGCAAAAAACUAGAAUUUAUGUUACAUCUAUGCAACUCUCUCAUUGCAUUUUGGUAACAGGUAUACAAACCUAGUACUGUCCAUGCAUUUGGACAGCUGUAAUAGAUUGAUCAUUUAUAAACAAUUCUGUUGCUGAGGACAAACUCUAGUCCUCUUUGAACCAUAUUGACUCUGCAACGGAACAGGAGAAUAGAAGUAAGAUAACCAGCUAUUUCACAAACACAAAUGAGAAGGUACUAUCUGAAAUAAGUUUUUAAAAAUAGAUCUGUUAGUGUUGCUGUGUUAAAAAGGACAGUAAUUAUAGUGUACCCUAAUAUUUCCCUGUAUAAAUUGUAAAACUUGCUAUUUUAACCUGUCAUCUCUGCAGAUCUAUAACAAGAGUGAGCUAACCACAACAAUAGUUACAAUGAUAAUAAUAAACAAAUGUGGGUUUCCUCAAUGUAGAGAACUACAGUAAGAAUAUAGUAGCAGUCCAACAGCUGGGUUGCCUGCAGUUUGCACUGAGAAGCAAUGGACUCCUUUGACAGGUGAAGUAUUGCAAACUGAAAGAUCAGUUUAUCAAAUAUAUAAUUAGGAAACUAAAUGUCAGCUUAGGGACAUACUUGGGAUCAUGUGACAACUGCUUAACUGCAUGCACAUAUAACUUCACGAGGAUGUAAUAUUGUUUGGACUGCUAGACUGGUUUUACUCAAAUUUAGGAUGCUAUUUUAGACCUCUUUAGGAAAUAGUACUAAGUUAUUAAGCUAACACUGAGGAUCUUAUAUUGAGUACCUUCAUGCAAAUAUGUAUCAUAAAAUCAAUGACGUGUUGCUGAGACUUCUCUUCCCCAGCCACUGUCAGAGUGCAGCACAACUGGCAAGCUGGACUCUUAACUUCAGCUUUCAGUAACACAGAUCUAGGUGUGGUCCCUUUCCUUUUGGCUGUGAGAUGAUGCCUUCCCUUCAGAAAGGAAUAUGCUAUGCUUUUAGAGUGAGAGCAAUAAUAUCUGUCCUUAAUCUUUCUUUGACAAGGUCAAAAGACACUUAGGUAGGACAUAGGAAUUGUUUAAAGGAUUGCAGUUCAGGAGCGGGAGUGAAUGGAAAAGAGCUGGGUGAUACUCAAGAUGAAGCGUGAAGAAACAUUUUCUAGCUGUGACAGUUUAUGGGGCGGUGACUAUGCUGAGACAUUUACUUAGGACCCCAUAAGCUGCAUUCCUUACUUCAUGACAUAUGUUCCUUGCUUUGUGAUGAACCGUAGAUAAAAAAUUUCUACCUGGGGUAUGGGAGCAGGACCUAACAUAAUGUAACAAAGCUUUUAAAGCUCUGCUUUUUUCCUGGUUCUUGUCCAGACUUGGAUUUCAGAACUCCACAUCAGAUCCCAACAAUCCCAUCCUGCAUUAUGUGGUUUGUUUCACUGGGUCUGACUUCUUACAAGAGGGCAGUCCUUCCUGAUAGGUUCAUACAUGUGAAUUUACUGUUUAGUUGUCUACUCUUAGCAGAAUUUACCUGAGAUAACAUCUGUCCCUAGACUGUAUUUCUGGCCACGGGUUUCAGAGUGAGGAUGGAGGCAUCAUGGAAGCUUCCUCUCCAGCAUGGCAGUAAUAGAAACAACCUGCAGUGAAUAAAUCAAUAAAUAUUUGUGGGCACUGAGGGAUGCAGGAAAAGAGGAAAUAGUUCUAAUAGUUACCAUGAGACCAGUGUAGCAAAGAUAAAAUCCACACUUCUAGAACAUUUACAUGUACUUCUUGUUUAGCCCUACCUUUGCUUGUAAGAAUUUGGUUCUUCCCACCAUAAGAAAAUCCACAGGUCUUCUCAACUGAACAUGCCUCACUUGUUUGUGGGAUCCCAGCUCUGUCCCCUCCAGGACUGGCAAGCAGUCUUCCCCUUCCAGCACACGCUUCAUAAUUCAUGACAAGGAGUUACAUAGCUGAACAGUUUUCUCAUGUGUGCUCUCCAAAGCUCAUCUUGCUCAUGAGCCACUCUCCAGUGGGUGCCACCCAUCAUGGCAAUGAGCAAGUUGAGCAUAAGGAGCCACAACAGCAAAGGCUGAAUAAGUGAUGCCAUACAUGAAAAGUAGGUCCAAAUUCAUGAUUGGCAGAUCCAUCAACGAUGGUGAGGAAGAGCUCAAAGGUGCUGUAAGUGCCAUGGGCUAGUUGUGGAAGUGCCCCAGUUUGUUGGGAUCCUGGGUCUGGAAGAUGCUGUGUUUAUCUGGAAGGUGAAGUUGUGCUGGUGAGACACAUCACCAUGGUUACCAGAAUCAUGCAAUCAUAUGUGAUGCUGCAAAGGAAGAAGAGGCAAAAAUAUGGAGUUAGAAUCACACCUUCUCCCACAUUCCUGCCCCAUCAGGUACCCUCCAUUUGUUGAUGUUCCUUGACACCAUCCUCUCUCCGUCUAUAAAAUGAAAAUGUUACAUAGAUUCGAGAAACAAAAAUCAUGCUCAAAUGUGAAAGAGUUGGACCUUACCUUGUGAUGUGGAAAGGUCCUCCCAAGGUGGUUUGUCCAAAGUAUGUGGUUGCUCUGACUCUGAAGGUAUCAGGAAUCUAAAAGAUAUACACUCUUUGCAUUUGUAUUCAGCCAAAUUGCAAACCGAGUAAAUAUAAUAAAUGUAAACCAUUCUCACUUCCAAGAUCAAUAUCACUAUAGCCCCUGUCACAGUGAUCUGUUCCCCCACCAGGCAGAGGUUAUCCUUUGGAGUCCCAUAAGAUUCCUGAAAGAGAUCUCACUAUGCUAGAAACUGAUAAAGGUAUGACAGUAAGGCUCCAUUUAAGCAGACCUGGUGAUUAAGCACACAAACCAACCCUCCCCAUGGUAUAGCUUCUGCCAUAAUUCUCAGCGUCGUGAAACUCUGCAGCCUAGAGAAAUGAGCAUGACUUAGUCUAAGGAAAACUGAUUUGAGUCUCAACUGCUAACAAGAGGUGGCUACCUAGUCAUCUCACAGUAAGCUUCACAGUUUUAGACAACCUAGUAGAGGAGGAUUUUCAGAGUUUCUGGGUGGCGUUUGAAUUGCCAAAGAGUUCACCUGGAAUUGUGAUACCUAUACCACAGAUUAUGGCCAUGGAUAUUUCAUAUUGUCCAUUGAACUGGGGCACUAAGGACUCGCAAGGAGUUUUCAAAGUGCCAGCUUCUUCUCUUCCAUGAUUCUGUAUCCUCAUUCAUAAAAUGGAAAUAAAUCAUCAGUUUCUGAAAGGUAUUGAUAAGCAGGGCUCUCCUUUAGCGCCUUUACAUACUUUCUGCACACAAGAGUGGGAAGGGAAUGAGGGAACAGGUUUUGAAUAAAAAAGGCAGACUAACACAGAAUCACAUCAUAGCCAAAUGUUUAACUCGUGGGUACCUGUCCCCUAUCUUGACCACAUAACGUAGCCUAAAUGUUCCCAGAACUGGAAGUAGCCAGCUUUAGAAUGCCUUACAGGUUUGGAAAGUGUCAUAGGAUUUAAAGUGUGCUUCUCAGGAGGUCCUGUGUGAAACAGCAAGAUAACAACCCUCAUCUCCUAAACUCUUGGGUAGUCCCUGCUCAGCUUCAGUGAAAGAAAGCAAUUUUUAGCACCCUGCACCCCCUCAGUGCACUAUGAACACAUCCACUUUAAAAGCUAAGGAGAGCAGCUGCCAGGUAGAGGCCUUCAAUAUGCAAGUAAAAUGAUCAAAAGGGUAGUUUGCUGCUGACCUGAAGUGAAUGGGAGAGGUUAUUGGUACGAGAGCCUUUUUCCUUUCUGAUUUAGGACUAGUUAGUUUGGAACUGAGUAUUUCUCUGUCUAGGUAGCUCUAGGAUCGCCACCUCUCCAGAGCAGUUGCUUUCUCACUGUUUUUUUGGUCUGUAUUGUUUAUAUCUUUAAAAUUCCAGCCUUCAGCACAUUUUUUUGUAUGCGUACCCUACAGUGUUUUGCUUUGUCAUAGGGGACAGACUUCGCUGAACUGAAACUAAUAUCGGGGUGUUUCUUUCACAAAGAACAUCAACAGAACUUAAACUUCUGGAAACCAAAGAGAUUAGCUGUCCACGAUUCACUUACAGAUCAUCUUCAGAAACCUUGACAUGGACCAUGUUCUUAUGGAAGAGCCAUAUACUAUGUAUGAUUCAUGACCAUCCCUCUUCACUGCUUUUCACUUGACUGAACCUCAUACUUCAGCACUCUUAAAGUGAAGUGACAGCAGUCAGAAGCAGGGAUAUGCUCUUUGAUAACAUAUCAUUUAAGGAAAACUAAAGAGGUAAUUGAAGUUCUUUCCCAAGGAACUUUGUGCUCUGAUAUCAGCUCUGUUUUCCAUGAGCAAACAUACACUUUCCUUACUCUGAGCACAGGUAGCAAAAGCUAAAAUAUGUUUUCCUGAAAAAGAAAUGCAGGAAAUAACACAAAGUUAAACAAAACUAAUUACAAAGUCAGAAAAACUCUGUGUCAAAAAAUGUCGUCAUUUAUACACCACCAUUUAAUUUGAAAUCCCCACAACAGCAUUCCAAAAUGAUUUGCUGAAGGUGCAAACAGCAAAGGAAUCCAGAGGUUUUGCCAGAGAAAGAGAGAAAAGGAUUUUGACAAGAGCCAAGUCAUAGCAAAGAGUAAGGGCAGAGCAAAUGACAGCUGUAUGCUCUUCAAGGAGCGGGUAGAGGGAGUAAGGUGACCUUCCAGGCUUGGCAGGAAGAACAUAAGCCACAAACAACAAGCAAAUCCAUGAAGAAUUUGAAACUAAGAAACUGCUUUGGACCUACAGCCUCAAAACGACUGAAGAUGCAGCAUGCCUGUCAGGAGCAGGGCUAGCCAGGUUCUGGGAGCUCCAGCGCCAUGCCAGCCUCAAAGUGAAGAACUGUUCCUUGCUGUUCAGACGGAACCUUCUGUGGUUUAGCUUGUGCUGAUUGCUUCUUGUUCUGUCAUUGGGCACUGCUGAAAAAAACCUGUCUCUGCCUUAUUUAAACCUUCCCUUCAGAGUUUUGUCCAUGUCGGGCAGUCCCAGCUCUCAGCCUCACCUCACAGGAGAGAAGCUCCAGUCCCUGAAUGGUGCUGGUGGCCUUUUGUCAGGUCCUGUGUGGCAGCUCCACCUCCCCCUUGUGCUGGGAAGCCCAGGACUGGGCAUAGGACUCCAGGUGUGGCCUCACCAGAGCGGAGCAGAAGGGAAGGACCCCCUCUCCCUCCAUCAGCUGGCAACGUUCCUCCUAAUGCAGCCCAGGAUCCCAUUUGCCUUCUUUGUGGCAAGGGCACCCCACUGGCUCACAUUCAGCUUGGUGUUCAUCAGGACCCCCAGGUCCUUUUCUGCAAAGCCACACAACCAGAGGCAUGAUUGAAAACAGGGGAUUUUGCAGGCUUUUGUUUUGGUGCAGGAGCAAAAGAUGCAAUUCCACCUUGAUUUUAGGGGAUGGAGAGAAAGACCCAUUCAUGUAAUGAAACAUGAGCAGAAGUAUAACAAAGAAAAGACUUCAAUAUUUGCAAACAUCAGAAAGGAAAAACAAGAAGGGAAAGGAAUAGUUUAUAUUCCUCUUAACUCCUGUUUAUAAUCUUAGCUGCUACUUAUAUUCUCUAUUAAGAAGGCAAAACAGAACCUGCAUGGAUGGACCUGCUUAGCAUUCAUGUAGGAGAACUUCAUCUUGCACAGAUGCUGAGGUUUAACCCCAGCCAGUAACUAAGCACCAGGCAACCUCUCACUUACUCCCCCCCCACAGAGGGAUGGGGAGGAGAAUCAGGAAGGAAUGUAAAACUGGAGGGUUGAGAUAAGAACAAUUUAAUGAUUGAAGUAUUAUAACAACAACAAUAAUAAUACUUAUUAUUACUAUUACAAUUAUAAUUGAAAGGAGGGAGAAGGGGAGAGGAACAAAAUCCAAAGGGAAGAGAGAAAAGAAAACAAGUGAUGCACAAUACAGUUGCUGUCUGCCCACUGAGCGAUGCCGAGCUGGUCCCCAGGCAGUGACCGACAGGCCCCAGCCAACCCCUGCAAGUUCUUAUACUGAACAUAACUUUCUAUGGUGUGGACCAGUUGGGGUCAGCCCUGGCUGUGCGCCCCCCAGCUUCUUGUGCCCCCAGCCUGCUGGCUGUCAGGGCCUGAGGAGCUGAGAAGUCCUUGCGUUAGUAUUAACACUACUGAGCAACAGCUGCAAACAUCUGUUAUCCACAGUAUUCUCACCCCAAACCCCAAACACAGCACUGCACCAGCUACUUAGAAGAAAAUUAACUCUAUCCCAGCCAAAACAAGGACAACAGAGGAGCAGUACAAGGCCUACGUCCCACUUCAAUAUAUUUUAUAGAGUGAGUAGGAUGCAAAGGAGUUAAUCAACUUCAUAACAUCUCUACACAGAUUAUUUUUUCCCUUGUAAAAGUAGUUAACUUAAAAUGCCUUUGUUUCAAUGUAAUGUCACUAUUUUAAGCGACCCUCUUUUGGAAGCUUUCAGGCUUUUUCAAACUGGAAUUAGGCAACUGCCCAGUAGCAGUUUUAGAAGAUAAUAUUGAAAACUCAAUGGGAAGGAAAGAUCUAUAAUGCUAGUUUCAGCAGGAGUAUAUUUUCGUGUUAUUGAGAAAGAGAUGGAAGUAGAAGUGUAAUACACACAUAUGUACAUGCAUAUAUAAACAUAAUGUACAUAUAUGUGCACAUCACAGGUGUGUGUAUAGAUAUACACACACACAGAUGUCUGACUGAAACAGAAUUGAAGGAUCGGUAUAAAAAAUAAUAGUAAAUUUCUCUCCUAGACUUAUUUGCUUACAUGCGUAGGUUGUGGCAUUGACAAUUGCUAAAUACACUGGCCAGAUAAUUGUCUAACAUAAAUCAACUAAUGGCAUUUCUUGUACUACUCCAGGUUUAAUCAAAUGACAAUUCACCCCAGUAGCAUCUUAAGGGAAACCCCCACCUUUCUAGAGAGAAGAAAUAUGACAAGGUUACAGAAUCUGGAGAAAUGAAAACAGAAAUUAAAUAUGGAAAUAAAAACAGUUCUGGUUUUACAUUCUUUUGCAUCUGUCCUG